Messenger RNA from Prorocentrum cordatum, 927 nucleotides. The record is from the annotation of a GenBank genome assembly. NCBI's taxonomy places the organism in Eukaryota, Dinophyceae, Prorocentrales, Prorocentraceae.
AUGUCGCUUGCACUGCUCUUCGCUUCCGCAAUGCUGGGCAGUGCCGCGACAGCGACGGGCAUGCUGGGCGUGGUCUCGUCCUUCAGCUCCCUGGAGGAAGCACCGGAGUGGUGCAAGAACGAGACCGAACUGACCUGGCAGCAGCGGAAAGAGCGCAUGCAGCAGCACGCCACUCUCCAGUGGGCCAAGAAGCAGGCGGCGAAGCUGCGCGAGGAGAACCAGACGAUCCCCGAGUGGAUGGACAAGAUCGUGACCGAUGACGAGAACAGGGGCAAGCUCAAGUGGGCCGUGUCGGAGGUCAAGCGCCUGAAGGCGGAGGGUAAGGAGACGCCCGAGUGGAUGAUUGAGCUGGUGAAGGAAGACGACAGGUGGUCAAACCGCUGGGCGGCCUGCAAGGCUCACGAGCUGAAGGUGCAGAAUCAGGAGGUGCCCCAGUGGAUGGUCGACAACGCCAGGAAGGGCAUCAUGGACUAUGCUUCCGAGAAGGCCGCCGAGAUCCAGGAGCAGAUCCGCGAGGUGGAGGUGCAGAAGGAGAGAGACGAUGCCGUCGUGCAGGCCAACGGCGACAUCGAGGAGGCCAACCACAGGCUGCUGUGGAGGGCCAGGGAGGCCAAGCGGAUGACCUGCGCAAGCCAGCUCAACGUCCUCGAGGGUGCUAUGGAGAGCUUCCACGAUGCGGAGGAGAAGGCCAAGGAGGGAGCGAUGCAUUGGGUUCCCCGCGCUGAGGCGGGCCGGCACGGAGGCGCAGGCUGCCACCGCGAUGAUGUCCGUGCUCCUGGAGCGGAAGCUGGCCAUGAUUCAGAGCGGUAUAGAAGCCGGCCUGUCCUGAGGCCCUUGCUCCUCCUCCUCCUCCUCCUCCUCCUCCGCGCCUCCUCGUUCUUCGUCCUCCCCCCUCCUCCGCUUGGUGCCGCCUGGCGCACAGAGUGA